CAGAAAAGAGGUGGAGAGGGGGGGAAUAAGAAAGAGAGAGGAGGAAAGGAGAGAAGGCAGGAAGAAGGCAAGGGACGAUACAACCAUGCUGUGCUGUAUGAGAAGAACCAAACAGGUUGAAAAAAAUGAUGAGGACCAAAAGAUUGAACAAGAUGGAAUCAAACCAGAAGACAAAGCUCAUAAGGCCGCGACCAAAAUUCAGGCUAGCUUCCGUGGACACAUAACAAGGAAAAAGCUCAAAGGAGAGAAGAAGGGCGAUGCCCAAGCUGCCGAGGCCGAAGCAAACGAGAAGAAGGAGGAAGCCCCUGCUGCCGACGGGGUGGGGAAGAAGGAGGGAGAAGGCCCGGCUGCCGACGCGGCCCCAGCCCCUGGGCCCAAGGCCGACGAGCCCGGCAAAGCAGGAGACACCCCUUCCGAGGAGAAGAAGGCGGAGGGCGACGCUGCCCCCGAGCAGGCGGCCCCCCAGGCUCCUGCCCCCUCGGAGGAAAAGGCCGGCUCUGCUGAGACAGAAAGUGCCGCUAAAGCUUCCACCGACAACUCGCCGUCCUCCAAGGCCGAAGACGUGCCCGCCAAGGAGGAGCCUAAACAAGCCGACGUGCCUGCUGCUGUCACUGCUGCUGCUGCCACCACCCCUGCUGCAGAGGAUGCUGCCGCCAAGGCGACAGCCCAGCCUCCGACGGAGACUGCCGAGAGCAGCCAAGCCGAAGAGAAGAUAGAAGCUGUAGAUGAAACCAAACCUAAGGAAAGUGCCCGGCAGGAUGAGGGUAAAGAAGAAGAACGUGAGGCUGACCAGGAACAUGCCUGAACUUUAAGAAAUGGCUUUCCACGUCCCCACCCUCCCCUCUCCUGAGCCCUGUCUCUCCUGCCCUCUCUCAACUCCACUCUGAAGUUUCCCCUCCUGUCCUGCUCACGUCUGUGAGUCUGUCCUCUCCCACCCACUAGCCCUCUUUCUCUCUGUGUGGCAAACAUUAAAAAAAAAAAAAAAAAAAAAAA
Messenger RNA from Sciurus carolinensis (gray squirrel), 993 nucleotides. It is a transcript of the gene Gap43, whose product is annotated as growth associated protein 43. The record is from RefSeq and is a predicted model, not a curated record. NCBI's taxonomy places the organism in Eukaryota, Metazoa, Chordata, Mammalia, Rodentia, Sciuridae. Bases 86 to 805 code for a protein of 239 amino acids. Gene Ontology annotation, cellular component: cytoplasm; plasma membrane; postsynaptic density. The transcript has 3 exons. Gene Ontology annotation, molecular function: calmodulin binding; lysophosphatidic acid binding; phosphatidylserine binding. Gene Ontology annotation, biological process: tissue regeneration; axon choice point recognition; regulation of growth.